This is a messenger RNA of Synchiropus splendidus (mandarinfish), 3869 nucleotides long. RefSeq names its product gonadotropin releasing hormone receptor 4 (gene gnrhr4). Lineage: Eukaryota; Metazoa; Chordata; Actinopteri; Syngnathiformes; Callionymidae. The record is from RefSeq and is a predicted model, not a curated record. Gene Ontology annotation, molecular function: gonadotropin-releasing hormone receptor activity; peptide binding. The coding region runs from base 1 to 1155 and encodes 384 amino acids. Gene Ontology annotation, biological process: G protein-coupled receptor signaling pathway. The transcript is spliced from 3 exons. Gene Ontology annotation, cellular component: membrane.
AUGUUCCACCAGAUGACGGACCCGGCGGGGAACGGCAGCUGCAACAGGAGCGCGCACUCGGACGCGCUCCAGCUGCCCACUUUCUCCACGGCGGCCAAAGUGCGCGUGAUCAUCACCUUCAUCCUGUGCGCGGUCUCCGCCGUCUGCAACCUGGCGGUCCUGUGGGCGGCCAGCAACGGGGGCAAGCGCAAGUCCCACGUGCGGAUCCUGAUCAUGAACCUGACCGUGGCCGACCUGCUGGUGACUUUCAUCGUGAUGCCCGUGGACGCGGCGUGGAACAUCACGGUGCAGUGGCAGGCUGGGGACGCCGCCUGCCGGCUGCUCAUGUUCCUCAAGCUGGUGGCCAUGUACUCCUGCGCCUUCGUCACCGUGGUCAUCAGCCUGGACCGGCAGUCGGCCAUCCUCAACCCUCUGGGCAUCAGCGAGGCCAAGAGGAAGAGUAAAGUCAUGCUGAGCGUGGCGUGGACCAUGAGCGUGGUGCUGUCUCUGCCCCAGAUGUUCAUAUUCCACAACGUGACGAUCACGGUCCCCGAGAACUUCACCCAGUGCACCACUCACGGCAGCUUCGUGGAGCACUGGCAGGAGACUCUCUACAACAUGUUCACCUUCGCGUGCCUCUUCCUCCUCCCCCUGGUCAUCAUGAUCUUCUGCUACACCAGGAUCCUCAUCGAGAUCUCCAGCCGCAUGGCUCGGAAUACCUUGCUGUCCAGAGAUGUUCAUCUGCGGCGCUCGCACAACAACAUCCCCAAAGCUCGCAUGAGGACUCUGAAGAUGAGCAUUGUCAUCGUGACUUCAUUUAUAAUCUGCUGGACUCCCUACUACCUCCUGGGCCUCUGGUACUGGCUGUUCCCAGAGAAGAUGGAGGAGACGGUGUCACACUCCCUCACUCAUAUGCUGUUCAUAUUUGGCCUCUUCAACGCCUGUCUGGACCCCAUCACUUACGGUCUGUUUACAAUUCAUCUGAACCACGGUCUCAAGAGAAGGAAUUCAAACACCGCCAAGUCAGAAAACAACACUUGCCUCAUGCAUAUGGCUCACGUGUCCUCUCACCGCCGAACGGCCUCCGGAGCACACAAUGUAGACAUUGAAGAGGAAACUGACAGCAACAGCAUGAAAAGUGUCACCAACCCGAUCAUCCCAGUCAGUGCCAUUUAACCCACAGCAAAGAUUCUUCACUUCAGUAUCGCCCAAAACAUGCCGUCGAACAUGAGGCGGGCUUCUCCUGGUGCAGCUGUCGACUGAAAAUGUUUCUCCCGGCAGCAGACUGAAGCAUCUUUGCAAAACUGCCACUGCGGGCGGAGUGACAUUGUACAUCCCAUGUUUCGUGCCAGUGUGGGACAGAGUUUUCUGCCGAAACAUUGAAUCCUAAUGUGUGUUUUAAGGAGGGAAACCUGGACGAUAUUGAUGAAACCCUUCAUAAAAGAAGAGAAUUCAUGCCUGAGCAACACGGCAAGUGUAUCAAGAGCGUGCAGUUCCAUAUAUGACAACAACACGUCUGACAAAGCCCUGUGGGUCACAAACAGAAAGACAUACAGUGGUAGCUCGGUUCUCGACCACAAUCCGUUCCAGACGGCCGUUCGAGAAGCGAAUUGUUCGAAAUCUGAAUGGAUUUUUCCCAUGACAAUGAAUGGAAAAAGAAACAAUACGUUCCAAGCCUUAAAAUAGUCUUUUGUGGGAGUGAAUGUGGAGUGUCUGCUGCAGGUGGCUGUUCCUCUAUGUGUGUGGCCGCUGCAUGUGGGAGGGGUUGCCGAGUGAGUGACGUCUCUCCAGAAGGGAAGAGGUGCCCGGUGCGUGUCUGAAUGCUCUGAAUGUGCGCUUCUGUGCAGUUUGGCUGUGACAAAGUCAUAAACCAAGUCACGCUCUGUCCCAGACUCGCCUCAUCCCUGUCCCAGCUCCAGCCCACAACAGGACAUCAAACCCUGGAGUGGAGGUGUGGAGAGCGAGCACCUCCCCUGUGACACUCUACCACGGUCCAGUGUGGAGACAGGAAAGGUUUUACACCUCAAUAUGAAGAAAAAACAGUCAGUAAAUGUAGCUAACGGGACACGUCUGCAUACAGAGGCUGCGUUAUACACAAUAACGAGGCGCGUCGUAAGUCAGCCAGUCGGUCCGCGCACCUUAUGUUUUUUCCGGCUUUUUUCGUGAGCGUUCGAGUUCUGGAUUUUCAUUCGAAAUCCGAAGAAAAAAAAUUUCGACAUUUUUGUUUGAACUCCGAUUUGUUCGAAUUCCCAGACGUUCGAAAACCGAGGUACCACUGUAAUUUCUUAAAAAAAAAAAAAAAAGCAAAAAUCAAAACUACCUUUAAAAAUAGCAUCAGUGCAGCAGAUCAAUCAAUACAGUGAACACAAACUUUUAAAUGAGUAAAUGGAGCUAAAAAUGAAGGAUUCAUUACUUUCUCUUGAACUGCACGCGAGACAUUUGUAUUAGCAUAUGUAUUAGCAUUGAUGCUAAAUCUGAAUUGACUUCUUAGUUGAAUGUUACGCAGCACGGAAGACACAUUUAUUCAUUAAAAAUGCGUGACAGUGAACAAGCUUUUCACCCUUACGGUGUGAAUCCGGGCUACUUCCUGGUCUCAUGAUGACGCAGUACAUGUCAGCCUAUCACAAUGUCCUCAGACCAGGAAGUAGAACAGACAUCGACCUGCUUCACAAAAAUUAUCUUUGGCUAAAAAAAUGGUUGACGUGCGGUGGAAACUACCAUCGAGCUGAUCGUGACUGCUGGACACAUUUGGGCUCGACUUAGAAAGCACUCAGUUCCACCUCCAGGACAGUAGGUGGUGCUGUAAUGAGACACCCACAGGGUGUCGACAGGCUUUAAUAAGAGAAGGAAUUUAUUUUAAUUAUUAUAAAUCGUGACAUGUUCUCCACAGCUCCUCUCCCAAAGCCACGCGUGAUGUUUUGCUUCUCGAAUGUCUAAAAAAUAUAUAUUUAUUAUCAUUAAAUGCUUGGAAUUCCAAGCGUCAAGCCAUUUUUAAAAAAAAGUGAUCUGUGUUAGCUGUGCUUUUCUUGCAAUGCGUUUUCUUACUAAAGAAAAAAAAAGUGUUUGGUGGUAUCAGGCUGUAUAUCUAUCACACCUGUCAUGUUGUUAUUGGUAAACGGAGGAAAGGCAAUAAAAGCAUCCAGGUAUUUACAUUUGCACUCAGUAGAAUAUCAAUAAAUACAAAUGAGUCCUAGUUUGACACAGAACAAUCCGGUAGGUUUUCCUCAACAAACAAGAGCCGAACAGAUAAACAUAUUUCCCUCAUUUACGAAUAAAGUUGUCACUUUUAAUAGAACAUACCGUUGUAACUUAGCUCUCUGUACAUCUGCCGAGACCCGUCCCUCUUGUUUUCAAACUUACAAUCACAGGUUUUUGGAUUGGAAACGAUUCGCAUCAUGUUCCAAAACAAAUCUGGAUUUAAUUUAACAGCCCAGCUCACACUCGACAGUUGUAAACACAUCGGCUUUGCUUGACCAAUUGUGCUCUUGUUUUGUAGAAGGCCUGUGUUUCGUACAUGUGACCAAGACUUUAAAUCCAAAAGUUUCUUUAUUUAGCCUCUUCAUUCGUCUUCUCGCUUGAUGUCUGUGAGAUGGAAUCAUUUGCAGUCGCUGAGCUUUUAUUGUUGUUCAUUUGUGUAAACGAUAGCAACUGUGCAGACUCCUGAAAAAUGCCGAUGCUUUGUUGUGUAUUUAAUGUGCCUGGAGAAAAAGAGUGUUGAGUGCUGGAAUUUGUGUUUACUGUGCUACACAAAAGGAGACAGAACCUUUCCUUUGGUCAGUGUUUGAUGUGCAAUAUGGUUUGGCUGCAGGCUAAAUUUGUGAUUUCACUGUUUUAAAUAAUGUUGCUUUUGCAUGCAACGGUUUAUUUUUGAGUGGCUGAACAGCAGUGUU